AUGGAGAAGCAGAAGAGGGAGCUGUGGCACAACCGCAUCCCGCCAGGGGCUGCUUCUCCCUCUCCCUCCUCUGGGCAGCCACCUCGGGCGCUCAGCCCAGAGCUGGGAGGCCUGAGCCGGCAGCGCGCAGCACACACGGGACGCCACGUCAUCUCGAGCAUUCUUUCAACCCAAGGCAUCAAACUCCGGGACAAAAAAGCCCUCUCUUCUCACCCACAGAGCCGGCCCUGCCGCCCACUUUACCCAGCCAUUCAGCGGCACCCCCGCUUCCGGAGACUGUUUGACCUUUCCACUCCAGUGUUGCUUUGGGGGGGCCUUUUCACCCCAGAGCUCUGGGACAGCCUGAGCCAACGCAAAGCCCCCUAUGGCUGGCAGGGGCUCUCUCACCAAGUGAUCACCUCCACCCUGAGCCUCCUGAACGACUCUGAGAGCGCCGGGCUGUUUGCCAGUUCUAGGGAGCACCCCCACACCUGCAUUCGGUGUGCCGUGGUGGGCAAUGGGGGCAUCCUCAACGGGUCCCGCCAGGGCCUGAACAUCGACAGCCAUGACUACGUGUUCAGGCUCAACGGUGCUGUGAUCAAAGGCUUCGAGCGCGACGUGGGCACCAAGACUUCCUUCUACGGCUUCACCGUGAACACCAUGAAGAACUCCCUCAUCUCCUACCGGGACCUGGGCUUCAGCUCUGUGCCACAAGGACAGGACCUGCACUACAUCUUCAUCCCCUCAGACCUCCGCGACUACUUGAUGCUGAGAUCUGCCAUCCUGGGUGUGCCUGUCCCUGAGGGCCCCGAUACAGGGGACAGGCCUCACACCUAUUUUGGACCAGAAGCCUCUGCCAGUAAAUUCAAGCUACUACAUCCAGACUUCAUCAGCUACCUGACCAAGAGGUUUUUGAAGUCGAAGUUGAUUAACACACAUUUUGGAGAUCUAUAUAUGCCUAGCACCGGGGCCCUCAUGCUGCUGACAGCUCUGCACACCUGUGACCAGGUCAGCGCCUAUGGAUUCAUCACAAGCAACUACCAGAAAUACUCUGACCACUAUUUCGAACGACAAAAGCAGCCACUGAUAUUCUAUGCAAACCACGACCUGUCCCUGGAAGCCAGCCUGUGGAAAGACCUGCACCAGGCUGGCAUCCUGUGGCUGUACCAGCGCUGACCCCAGGCACUGGACCCUUUGCUUCUUACGGAGCUGGAGUCUCACGUGGCCAGAACGUUUUCCAUUUUCCAACCUUUGGGAGGGGCUUCACAGUCCCUCCCUCUCGAAAGAGGGCGGCUCUGAGGUGGAUUUGUGACUGUCACCACAGCUUGUUCAAGGAAGGUCACCGUAGUUUGUCCUCAUCCAAAAAAUUCAUCUGGGUCUUAGACAUUCCAACCUUGGACAAGGGAAAACGAACUGUUUUCCUGGAUUUGUUUUAAAACGGAAGCAGACACUCCCAAGGUGAAACGUGCCCCUGGCCAGCAAGGGGCCCACAUACCUCAGCGUGAAGCACCGCAAAGCCAGCAGCUGGUGCAGAGUUCAGGAACCCUCGGGAGUGACUCAAGAUCAAACACCAGCAAAGGAAAAAGCACUCCCCAGCCCAGCCCUCCCACUAGCAUGGCAAGACUACACAAAUGCCAAAGCUGCUCAAGGGUACCUGUAAGACUCUCAGAACACCAUAGACUGACUUUAGCCUCUCAAUAAAGUGGGAGAACAAGA
Molecule: messenger RNA, 1695 nt
Organism: Tupaia belangeri chinensis (Chinese tree shrew)
Lineage: Eukaryota; Metazoa; Chordata; Mammalia; Scandentia; Tupaiidae
Gene: ST6GALNAC2
Product: ST6 N-acetylgalactosaminide alpha-2,6-sialyltransferase 2
Exons: 10
Coding region: 1-1155 (384 amino acids)
Biological process (GO): protein O-linked glycosylation
Molecular function (GO): alpha-N-acetylgalactosaminide alpha-2,6-sialyltransferase activity
Source: RefSeq, a predicted model, not a curated record